UUCCUCUGUAUGACAAUGAUGCCAUCUUUGAUGCAGGGUUUGGAAGAUCCAACAAGGAGCAGAUACAAGCUUUUCUUGAGUUGUUCCUUGAUUAUUACCUCUGUCAUCCCACCUGAGCUGCCAAUGGAGCUAUCAAUAGCUGUUAAUACAUCUUUAAUUGCAUUAGCACGACGUGGGAUAUUCUGCACAGAACCGUUUCGAAUUCCCUUUGCUGGGAAGGUUGAUAUUUGUUGUUUUGACAAGACAGGAACUCUCACAUCAGAUGACAUGGAGUUCCGUGGAGUAGAUGGACUGACAGACAGUCUGGAUUUACAGUCAGAUAUGACUAAUGUGCCCGUUAGGACAGUGGAAAUUCUUGCUGCUUGUCAUGCCUUGGUGUUUGUUGACAACAAACUGGUUGGUGAUCCUCUUGAAAAGGCAGCACUUAAAGGUGUAGAUUGGGCUUAUACAUCUGAUGAGAAGGCUAUGCCAAAAAAGUAAGUCAUAAUACAAAUUGACAUCAGUACUCUAGUUAUAUUGUAUGGAGCAUUGUGCUCCAGAAGUUCUUAUG
Messenger RNA from Macadamia integrifolia, 550 nucleotides. RefSeq names its product probable manganese-transporting ATPase PDR2. The transcript is spliced from 4 exons. NCBI's taxonomy places the organism in Eukaryota, Viridiplantae, Streptophyta, Magnoliopsida, Proteales, Proteaceae. The coding region runs from base 10 to 480 and encodes 156 amino acids. Gene Ontology annotation, cellular component: endoplasmic reticulum membrane. The record is from RefSeq and is a predicted model, not a curated record. Gene Ontology annotation, molecular function: ATP hydrolysis activity; P-type ion transporter activity; ATP binding. Gene Ontology annotation, biological process: intracellular calcium ion homeostasis.